AUGGGCCCAAAAAAAGGAAAGAAGAAGGUUGUCUAAGUUCUUGGUAAUAAGUUUUCAUAAUAGCUAGGAGCCAAGCAAGAUAAUGAUGAAUAUGAUGAUAACACAACAUUAAAUACAUCUAUGCAAAGCUUAGAUAACUAGUCAUUGAAUCAGUCAGUAGAUUACAGUCAAAACCCUAAUGAGACUUAAUCAAAUGAGGAAUCUAAAUCUAUCACAACAAAUAAUAGUAGUUCUCAAUAAGAUUAGAAAUCUAAUACGCAUAAGUAAAAUAAUGUUGCUUAAGAUCAAAAUGGCAGCAAUCAAGAAGAGGAGAAACAAAUAAAUAAAUCGAAAUCAACUACUAGUGAAAAGUAGUAAGAAGAGACUAAGAAUACCUAGUAGCAACAAGUUGAGAGUGAAUAGAAAAAAUAGGAAGAUGAAACAGCUAGAUUAAAAGAAGAAUAGGCUAAGAAAUAAGCGUAGGAGCAGGCUGAGUUAGAGUAGAAACAAAGAGAAGAAUAAAUAAAGAAAGAGUAGGAAGAGCAGAAAAGGUUGUAGGAAGAGUAAGCUGAGAAAUAAAAAUUGGAGGACGAAAAAAGAAGAAAGCUUGAAGAGGAAGAGCAUCAACGUAAAUUGAAAGAAGAAGAAGAAAUAAGGUUAAAGCAUGAAUAGGAAGAAAAGGAAAGAAAACUUAAGGAGGAGGAUUUAGAAAGAUAAAGACUUAAAUAUGAGGAAGAGGAGUAAGAGAGAAUUAGGUAGCAAUAAUUAAAAGAAGAGGAAGAUGCUCGUCUUUUAAAGUUAAAACAGGAGGAGGAAGAUAAAAAGAGAAAAGAAGAAGAAGAGAGAAUAAGAUUGGAAUAAGAAGCUCUAAGGAAAAAGCAAGAGGAGGAAGAGAGAUUAAGAUAAGAAGAGGAAGCUCGUAAGAUUCGCGAAUAAGAAGAAUAAGCUGCUAGGGAAAGGGAAAGAUAGAGAAUUGCUAAAGAGGAGGCUGAAAAGAAAAGUAAAUAGGAAGAAGAGGAAGAAGAGAGGUAGAGAUUGGAGGAGGAAAGAAUUAUAAGAGAAUAUGAGAAAAAGAGACUAAUAGAGGAGGAAGAACAAAGAAGGAAAUUGGAGCAAGAAAGAAAUCGUUAGAUAGCAGAAGAAAGGGAUAGAAUAUCAAAACACGUCGAAUAAUUGAAUACUUCACUAUCUGAAUUUGAAAAAAGAUUAGAUGAGUUAGAUGAUUCAUCUUAUCUUGAAUACUCAAAGGUAAAACUUCUAGACGAGGCAUUGAAAGAACUCAGAUAAAAAGUAGUAAUUCAAGAGAAUAAAUUUGGUGAGUUUCAAUAUAACACUGAUUUUAAUGACCAACUUAUUGAUUUACUUGUUGCCAAAUCAUCUACUGAGUAGAAGAUACAUGAAUGCUAGCCCAGAAUUGAUAAGAGAAACAAAGAUAUUGAAUAACUAUUAUCAAAUCGUCGCAGAGAAGAGUAACUGCUGCUAGAUGAUGCUGAAAAGCUUAAAACUCAAGGUAAUUAUGAGCAAGCUAUUAAAGUCAUCAGCAAAGUACUCUAUGACAAUCAACCACAAAAGGAAGCUUUACUUGGCAAAAUUCUCGAAGAAAAGAAACUUAGAGAAGAGGAACGUGAGCGACAAGCCAAGGAAGAAGAGGAAAGAAGAGUUAAACUAGAGUAGGAGCGAUUGAAACAAGAGGAAGAGAGAAAGAAGAAGCUAGAAGAGGAAAUAUAAAAAUAAAGAAGAUAAGCUGAAGAAAAAUUAAGAUUAGAGUAGGAAGAAAGAGAUAGAUAAAGAGAAAUAGAGAGAAAAUAAAAAGAGGUAGAAUAGAAGAGAAGAAUUGAAGCAGAGGCUGAAGUAUAAAACAGUCUCAGACUCUCUCAAGAAUAGCCACAAGUCAAGGGAUUGAUCUCUUUGUCAUAGAAUAAUAAUGAAGUAGAAACUCAGGAUGAAGCUCAAUAGGAGAAAUAAGAUACUAGCAUAAACUCGGACAGGUAAACAAAUGAGGAAAGAAGAGGAGGAGGUUCUAGUCCUAUCAUAAAAAUCGUGCUUAGUGCUGCAGUUAUCGUCAUCGGAGGAUUUAUAUAUAGAUAGUUGGCUCAAAGAAGAUUUUGA
This is a messenger RNA of Stylonychia lemnae, 2088 nucleotides long. Lineage: Eukaryota; Ciliophora; Spirotrichea; Sporadotrichida; Oxytrichidae. The record is from the annotation of a GenBank genome assembly.